AUGUCGGUUGUCCUCGCCCCUUGCGAGAAGUGCUUCGGCGACUGGAUCUGCGUGUGUCCUGCGAGAGCGAAGCGAGACGUUGUUCUGGUUGGUCGUUUGAUUAUGCUUGUUAUAUGCGUGCCGUAUGCAAAAAGUAUAAACAAUUUUACCCAGCUACUGAUAAAAAAUGAUGUCAGUGCUAACUGUACCAUCGGGUGCCCGUUUGGUGAGGGAUGCCAUUUUCUGCACUUUGUCCCUGGUGGUUACCCGGCAGUUGCAAAAAUGCUCAAUCUAGGUAGCCCUGCUGUAUCUGCGCCAUCAAGAACUCAUGUGGAUCAUGCCGCUCUUACCGGCGCCUCUCAUCCAGUUUCGACGGGCAAGACACGCAUGUGCACCAAGUACAAUACUACAGAAGGCUGCAAAUUUGGUGAUAAGUGCCACUUCGCUCAUAGCGAAAGAGAGCUUGGGAAGCCAGCCUACAUGUCUCAUGAAGGACCUCCUAUGGGUGGUCGAUAUGGAGGCCGACCUGAACCUCUGCAACAAGCUUACAUGGGCCCUCCAGCUGGAAACUUUGGUGCUUCGGCGACUGCCAAGAUCAGUGUGGAUGCCUCUCUUGCCGGUGGCAUAAUUGGUAAGGGUGGGGUCAACACUAAGCAGAUAAGCAGAGUUACAGGCGUCAAGCUCUCCAUCCGUGACCACGAGUCUAACCCCAGCCAGAAGAACAUUGAGCUUGAAGGCAAUUUUGACCAGAUCAAGCAAGCCAGCGACAUGGUGAGGGACCUCAUCGCCACCAUCAGCGCAAGCAUGCCGGUGAAAAACCCAUCUGCUGCCGCGGCGCCAGCAGGAGGCCGAGGCGGUGGUAUGGGGGGCAGGAGCAACUACAAGACGAAGCUUUGCGAGAACUUCUUGAAGGGUGCCUGCAAUUUCGGCGACCGGUGCCACUUUGCCCAUGGCGAGACCGAGCAGCGGAGAGGUGCUGCUUGA
Miscanthus lutarioriparius is the source of this 963-nucleotide messenger RNA. The record is from the annotation of a GenBank genome assembly. Lineage: Eukaryota; Viridiplantae; Streptophyta; Magnoliopsida; Poales; Poaceae.